AUGCCACUAGACACUGAAACCCGCUACAUCAUGAUGGAAAAAUUGGCACUCACACUCAUUACAUCAAAGAAGAAGCUACGACAGUAUUUUGAAAGCUAUACCAUCAUUGUAUAUACAGACUACCCACUGAAGCAGGUCUUAAACAAACCCGAUCUCUCUGGUAGAUUGUCCAAAUGGGCAAUCGAACUCGGGACGUAUGAUAUACGGUUCUUGCCACGAAAAGCAAAGAAAGGCCAAGUACUUGCUGAUUUCCUAGUCGAGAUACAAUAUUUUACCCCAGAUACCUUACCUGAACUGCUGAAAUCAGAAGCUAAGUGGGUAUGGACAAUGCAUACGAACGGAGCCUCCAAUUCUCAAGGAGCUGGGAUUGGCAUCGUAUUGGAAGCACCCUCCGGACUAAAAAUUGAGGAAGUCAUUCGGUUAAAACAAUUUGCCACAAAUAACAAGGCUGAGUAUGAGGCUCUGAUUUACGGCUUAGAACUAGCACGAGACAUGGGCAUUAGACGAUUGAAAGUCAGAGGAGAUUCAAAGCUCAUGAUAGAACAAGUGGUCGGGAAUUUCGACACCAAGGCACCCCACCUAACUAGCCUAUUGCAAAAGGUAACUGAAUUACAGUUACAAUUCCAUCAGUUAGAACUCAUACAAGUACUGAGGGAACAAAAUCAGAAGGUCGAUGCCCUCGCCAAAUUAGCCUCUGCAGGGGAAUGUUCUCGGCACUUCGUCAUAUACACAAGCCAAUCACCAAAAGCUUCGGAAGUUUUCUCAACCUCAUCAGAACCUGAGUGCUGGAUGGAUCCAAUCAUUCGCUAUUUGUCUAAGUUUGAACUGCCAGCCCAUGCAAAAGACACUAAGCUUCUGUGUCUUCAAGCUCAAUGCUACUCCAUCAUCCAUGAAACAUUGUACCGCAAGUCCUUUAAUGGCCCAUAUCUUCGAUGUUUACGUCCAUCAGAAGCUAAAAAAUUAUUAGAGGAGAUCCACGAAGGAGCAUGUGGAAACCACACUGGGGGCCGAAGUUUGGCACACAAAGCACUUACAGCAGGGUACUACUGGUCAUACAUGAUGACAGAAGCACGCGACUAUGCAAGAAAGUGUGACAAAUGCCAGCGAUUCGCACCCACCAUCCAUCAGCCCGCUCAAGCUUUACACUCCAUCAUUGCACCUUGGCCUUUUGCAAAGUGGGGGAUGGACGUGGUAGGGGAACUGCCCAGAGCUGCUGGAGGAAAACAGUAUGCUUUGAUAGCCAUCGAUUACUUCACUAAAUGGGUCAUAGUAGAGGCAUACGUCACAGUCAGCAAAACAGACACCAUGAGCUUCGUGUGGAAGCACAUCAUCUGUCAAUUUGGGAUACCAUGGGAGAUAGUCAUUGACAACGGAACCCCGUUCCAAAACGCCAAAAAAAACUUGGAAGAUAAAAAAGGCGCGUGGGUAAAAGAGUUACCAAAGGUGUUAUGGGCAUAUAGGACAACAAAAAGGUCCUCUACGGGCAAAUCUCCCUACGCCAUGGUGUAUGGAACAGAGGCUGUCAUCCCAACAGAGGUGGGCCUACCUUCACUUCGAACAGAGAUAGCUUCUGAUCUGACCACAAACAACAUACAAUUGAUGUAA
Humulus lupulus (European hop) is the source of this 1605-nucleotide messenger RNA. RefSeq lists its product as uncharacterized. Gene Ontology annotation, molecular function: nucleic acid binding; RNA-DNA hybrid ribonuclease activity. The coding region runs from base 1 to 1605 and encodes 534 amino acids. The transcript is spliced from 2 exons. Lineage: Eukaryota; Viridiplantae; Streptophyta; Magnoliopsida; Rosales; Cannabaceae. The record is from RefSeq and is a predicted model, not a curated record. Gene Ontology annotation, biological process: DNA integration.